GACUCGCUCAGCCUGACAAGCUUACACAUCAACUUGUGAUCACAUUGUGUGGAGAGCAGCAAACUUUUUUGGAUCUUCUACCGGAGUCGAUCUUCCACUAAGGGAAUUAUCAGCAAGAUGAAGGCCAUCAGCCCAGUGAGAUCAAUGCCCAGCUGCUACCAGGCUGUGUGCUGCCUGUCCGAACAGAGCCUGAGCAUUGCCAGGAGUAGUGGGCACAAGGGAGGCGUAGAAGAACCCAUGGGUCUCCUCUAUGACAUGAAUGAUUGCUACUCCAAGCUGAAGGAGCUGGUUCCUGGCAUCCCUCAAGGCACCAAACUAAGUCAAGUCGAGAUCCUCCAACAUGUUAUUGAUUACAUCUUCGACCUGCAGAUCGUAUUGGGGGAAGAACAGGAACACAACAACCUCUUAGCACUACAGAAUUCAGAUUUCUCAGCAAUGUCGACAGAAGAUGCCAGUCUGUGCCAUUGACCCAUCUGCCUGUCAUGGUGUGGGAAACUCUUGAAAAGAAAAAAAAAAGUUCUUUCCAUGAAGCAUCAGAAUCCAACAUGCAAGAAUUUUUAACCUCUUCAGAUCCGGCAAUCAAGAUCCAUUCCUAUAAAAGACUUUUUCUUCCCCCCCCUCUCAUGAGAACUUUUCAAGACCAACAGAGAGUAUUAAUUCUACAAGUGACUAUGAACUUUGAUCAAAUUCCAUUUAAAAAAAAAAAUUAUAACCCAAUUCCAAUCUAUCUGAUUUAUAAAUAAAUGGUCCUCCAUCACCCUACAUAUAUUUUUAUGACAUUCCCAAAGAUGUUCUGGACCAAGAAAACCAUUUUAUUCCCCCCACCCCCAAAUGAGUACUAUAUCAACUUGAAUUUCUGUUACUGAAAGAAAAUGACUCUCUUGAGCUGUAUAUAUAUUUUUGUAAACUUUUUAUGCUUUCAUGUGAAAAUCUUAUAUUUUGUAAGGACAUAGAUGCCUUAAUCUGUGGCGAUGACCUCAGAAUGAUCCCACUCUCUAAAGUAGAGAAUAAUGUCUUGGAACUGCUGUUUCCUAAUUUUAGAAAAAACUUUUUAUAAAAGUUGUUACUUUAUGUGUACAUAAUAAAAAAAUCUUAUUUUUAA
Molecule: messenger RNA, 1102 nt
Organism: Rana temporaria (common frog)
Lineage: Eukaryota; Metazoa; Chordata; Amphibia; Anura; Ranidae
Gene: ID3
Product: inhibitor of DNA binding 3, HLH protein
Exons: 3
Coding region: 118-468 (116 amino acids)
Biological process (GO): circadian regulation of gene expression; cell differentiation; negative regulation of transcription by RNA polymerase II
Cellular component (GO): nucleus; cytoplasm
Molecular function (GO): protein dimerization activity; transcription regulator activity
Source: RefSeq, a predicted model, not a curated record